Messenger RNA from Cetraspora pellucida, 183 nucleotides. The record is from the annotation of a GenBank genome assembly. NCBI's taxonomy places the organism in Eukaryota, Fungi, Glomeromycota, Glomeromycetes, Diversisporales, Gigasporaceae.
AUGGCUGUUACAAGACAUUACGACCCGUUGUCGAUCAGAAAACAAUCACUUAAUUUUACAAAUAAUCAAAACAAUUUAUCGGUUUGUGAUUUUCGAUUCCUCGCCUUCGAUCGACUUUUGUCCAUUCUUAGAUCUGAUCUACAAGAUGCGCAAGAAUUGAAAAUCCGACCUAAGCCUAAAUGA